AUGGAACUGGCAUCAAUAUCUUUCUGGUCCAAUUACCUUCCAAUCUUCUCAAUCUUGUUUGUAAUUCUCUUGAUCACAAAGUUCAUUCUCACAAAAAAACAUGCUAAAAAGUUUCCACCGAGUCCUCCCUCACUACCACUUAUAGGCCAUCUCCAUCUCCUAAAGCAACCACUUCACCGAACCCUACACCACAUGGCCCAAAAAUACGGUGACGUAUUGCUCCUCCGAUUGGGAACCCGCAACGCCCUCGUGGUGUCCUCGUUCUCGGCGGCCGAAGAAUGCUUCACGAAAAACGACGUCGUCUUCGCCAACCGGCCUCGGACACUCGCGGGGAAGCAUCUUAACUACAAUAGCAAGACCAUGGGAUUCUCCAACUACAACGACCACUGGCGUAGCCUUCGCCGUCUCACCACUCUUGAGCUCUUGUCCGCAAACCGCCUUUUGAUGUUCUCCGGAAUUCGACAUGAGGAGACUAAGCUAAUGGUGAAGCAACUAUUGAAAGAACACUGUUACUACUCGAGUGAUCACGAUGAAUCUGAUCAUAAUAAUAAUAAUAAUAAUAAUUAUACAAAAUGGACAAGAGUAAAGCUGAGACCAAAGAUCGUUGACCUUGUAUUCAACAUCAUGAUGAAGAUGAUCGCCGGAAAGCGGUACUACGGGAAUGAAGUUGUGGAGGAGGAAGCUAAGCAAUUCCAGUCGAUCAUGAGGGAGGUGUCGGGGCUUCUAGCGAGCUCAAACAUAAACGAUUUCUUGCCCUUUUUGCAGUGGAUAGAUUUUCAAGGAGUUGAGAAGAGGAUGACCAAUAGUAUGAAAAAGAUGGACAGCUUUUUCCAGAGCCUCGUCGACGAGCACCGGAAAAUACUAGAGAGGGCCGAGUCUGAUGCAAACGGCCAUGAUCAAAGGAACAUGACGUUUAUUGACCUAAUAUUGUCAUUGCAAAAGUCAAAUCCUCAAGAGUAUGACGAUGAGACCAUAAAAGGUCUUAUUUUGGCAAUGCUGUUUGCUGGGACCGACACUUCAGUAAUCACAAUUGAAUGGGCGAUGUCGCUUCUUCUGAAUCAUCCAAACGCAAUGCAAAGAGCUUUGGGUGAGAUAGAGGGCAAUGUGGGACAUGAACGGCUGAUGAACGAAUCAGAUUUGCCCAACUUGAAUUACCUACAUAACAUAAUCAACGAGACAUUUAGGUUGUUCCCAACAGUUCCAAUCAUAUUACCACACGAAUCCUCUGAGGAUUGCAAUGUCUCGGGAUUUCACGUACCAAAAGGGACCAUGUUGUUGGUCAACGCAUGGACUAUUCAUAGGGACGAGAAGUUGUGGGAAAAGGCGACUAGAUUUUGGCCAGAGAGAUUUGAAGGAGGUGAUGAUCAUACAGAAGUUGGGAAUAAGUUGCUUACAUUUGGUGCGGGAAGGCGGGUCUGUCCAGGGGCUCUUUUGGGGAGGCGAGUGGUGGCCUUAGCGUUAGGAUGCUUAAUACAGUCGUUUGAGUGGGACAGAAUUGGCGCACAGACUGUCGACUUGGCAGAGGAACUUGGCCUCACCAUGUCCAAAUUCCAGCCCUUGGAAGCCCUGUGCAAACCGCGCCAAGCUAUGAUCUGUACCCUCAACAAACUUUAA
Messenger RNA from Morus notabilis, 1614 nucleotides. RefSeq names its product isoflavone 2'-hydroxylase. Bases 1 to 1614 code for a protein of 537 amino acids. Gene Ontology annotation, molecular function: monooxygenase activity; heme binding; iron ion binding. The record is from RefSeq and is a predicted model, not a curated record. The transcript is spliced from 2 exons. NCBI's taxonomy places the organism in Eukaryota, Viridiplantae, Streptophyta, Magnoliopsida, Rosales, Moraceae.